Messenger RNA from Harmonia axyridis, 3780 nucleotides. RefSeq names its product putative helicase mov-10-B.1. Gene Ontology annotation, biological process: regulatory ncRNA-mediated post-transcriptional gene silencing. Gene Ontology annotation, cellular component: P granule; cytosol. Bases 169 to 3324 code for a protein of 1051 amino acids. The transcript has 11 exons. Gene Ontology annotation, molecular function: helicase activity. The record is from RefSeq and is a predicted model, not a curated record. Lineage: Eukaryota; Metazoa; Arthropoda; Insecta; Coleoptera; Coccinellidae.
AGUAAUGCCAACUUAAAGUUAUAUACCUCGAAAAAAAACACCCGUUAUGAUACUUUAUAUAUUCGAAAAUAAAAUUUCAAAUUAGUAUAUAUCACUUCUGAAUGUUAUUGUACUCAUUUCAAACUUUGUGUUAAUUUCAGACCAGCAGACAUAUGCUAUAAGUUGGACAUGGACAUAGUGAGAUGCAUUAAGUCAGAUUUCGCACCAGAAUAUACGAAUUCUGAUAAACUUAGAGAAAUUAGAUUAGUGAUGAAAGAUAAGCUCAAUGCUGCGUAUUAUGCCCAAUAUUUCCAUAACUGCCUGUGGUUAGAAGAGCACUCAUGUGAAAAAAAAGCCUUCACGUUGGAAAAGGCUCCAGUACUAUUCUGUAAGGGAAAUGAAAUUAGAGUUAUAAUCCAUCGGUUCCACAGAAGGUUUGCUCGUGUUCAUUUUGGAGAUCAAAUUUUUGUACAGAACACCAGGGAUUCAGAAGUCUUCCAAGGCUUCGUGAGACGUUUCAAGGGAGAUGAAGUUUUCCUAGGGGGCUUUAAGCCCAGAUUAUUGGAUUCAUUGCAUUUGUACGCGGAUCCAAAAAUUAACCUGCAAUUUCCAAUAGACCGGUUGGUUGCAACAAGACAACACGCAGCUGUCGAUACUGUUGCAUCGAAAUUUUUACACAUGCUAUUUCCAGAUUAUCUUCCUACCGGACCAGCACUACCCUACUUCGACGUUACGAAAGAAGAUUUAUUGAAUAAGGAUAUCGCUGACAAUCUACAUGAAUUGAAGGCAGUGAAAGACAUCUUGAAUUCUCAGCCACAAGAACCACCUUACAUAGUAUAUGGACCUCCAGGAACAGGAAAGACCGUAACUAUUGUAGAGGCUAUGUGUCAAAUUCUCAAGAGAACCGGUAAAAAAAUUCUUGUUUGUGCACCAGCAAACGCCCAUUGUGAUACGAUAGCUCUGAGACUCUCAGAAUAUUGCACUGAUAAGCAGAUGUGCAGAAUAUACUCUACAACUAGAAAACCGAAUAAAAUUCCCCAAAGACUGGUACCUUAUAGUAAUUUAAACAAAUAUAAAAGAGUAAUCCCCUUGACAGCGAAUCAGUUGAACCAAUAUAGGAUUGUGAUCUCUACACUUGUUUUAAUUGGAAAAUUCGAUGAAUCCAUUUACUCCCCCGAUUUUGUUUUCAUCGACGAAGCAGCGCAAGCUAUGGAACCCGAAGCAUGCAUUGCUUUUUCUAAAUUGCACGAGCAUGGUACCCUUGUCCUAUCAGGAGAUCCUAAUCAGCUCCAACCGAUAGUAAAUUCUCGCACUGCUAAACAGUAUGGUCUUGAUGUUUCACUUCUCCAACGACUGAUGGAUACCCAGACGAUUUAUAAAAGUGAAGAUUCAAGGUUUAUUACGAUGUUGAAGUUGAAUCAUAGAAAUCAUCCCUUGAUUAUUGGUAUAUCGAAUAAACUAUUCUAUGGUAACAAAAUUGAUUGUGUGUCAGAAGCAGCAACAUUUGAUCCUGUUUCGAAGUUGAAUGUUUUCCCGCAUGUGGAUUACAGUGAAAAGGCAGAGACAAAUGAUGGGUGCGCUUUAGAAUUCUGUGCAGUAAGUUCAGAGGAGUCCAAAGAAUGCUUCUCAACCAGUUAUUUCAAUAUGGCAGAAAUAGAGAUGUUGCUGAAGUACAUUCAAACACUACUUAGUGUAAAAAUAAAUCCUGCUAUAACGAAGAACGAUAUUGGUAUUAUUACUCCAUACAAUAAUCAGGUGUCUAAGAUAAAACAACUGCUAGGGAAGAACAGUCUAUCUGAUGUGGAAGUUGGAAAUAUAGAGACGUUUCAAGGACGUGAAAAGAGAGUUAUUCUUAUGAGCACUGUAAGAGGACAAUUUGACCUUCUGAAGUAUGACAAUAGAUACGGUUUGGGAUUCCUGAAACAACCCCAGAGAUUUAAUGUAGCCCUCACAAGAGCCAGGAGUAAACUGGUAAUUAUAGGAUGCCCAUUGGUGUUGAGCACAGAUGAUAAAUGGAACACUUAUAUCAAAACCUGCAAAAGACUCAAUACUUAUUAUGGCAUGGAAGCUGACGAACGCAAUGAAGAAACAUAUGCACAAUGCGUUGAGACGUUAAAUGAAUUCCCUACCCUCCGCCAAAAAAUGAUAGAAGAGUGUAAUAGCGAUAAGAUGAUACGCCCGGCCCCUGUAAAAACUAGCGAUGGACCAUAUGGAACUUCUAGCCAACCUGGCCCUUCUAAUGUCCAAGAAAUUGGCAACACUAUUAGGAUACAUUACACCUCUGAUGCUGCUGAUGAUUCUGCUAGCUCUGAUAGUUCUUCUGCCCCUGAUGAAUCUUAUGACUGUGAUAAUUCUUCCAACUCUUCUAUCUCUAAAUUGUCUCCAUCUUUGCAGAAAAUUGUUAUUGAAAUUGGAAAGUGUUAUACACCCCGAAAUAAUUUUGUAGAUUCGGAUAGCUCUGACGAUUCCGACUCUGAUGAGACAUCCCAGAAAAUCGGUUGCAUUACAUAUGUUUCUUUUCAAGAGUCUGAAGCUGAUGACGCACCUCAAAAUAAUCCUGUAGAUUCACGAAUUGCUGAUAUUUAUCAAGCAGGUCCAUCUGGACUCCUAAGCUUCGAGCAUGCUGCCAAUGAAGAAUCUACUGAAGAAACAGAGAAAACUGAUUCCCCCAGUAAAAAAUCCGAUAGUUCUGAAUUCGAGAUAAUCGACGUAGAUUCACGAUUCACUGUAGAUUCACUAAUUGCUGGACUGAUAAGCUUCGAGCGUGCUGCCAAUGAAAAAUCUACCGAAGAAACAGUGAAAACUGAUCCCCCCAGUAAAAAAUCCGAUAGUUCUGAAUUCGAGAUAAUCGAUGUACAUUCACGAGUCACUGUAGAUUCACUAAUUGCUGAUAUUCAUCCAUCUAGACUCCUAAUCUUCGAGCAUGCUGCCAAUGAAGAAUCUACUGAAGAAACAGAGAAAACUGAUUCCCCCAGUAAAAUAUCCGAUAGUUCUGAAUUCGAGAUAAUCAACACCCCCCAAACAUCAGACUUCGAAAUGGUCGAUUCUGACAAAUCUGAAAAUGAACACAUACAUGAGAACACUGAGAAUGUAGAAGAAAAUACAUCUUCAACUUCUGCAAUUAUGUCUAAUGCUGAUCAAGCACCACAAAAUAGUUGCGAACCUGUAGAUUCGCAAGACAGCACUAAUCAGGCAGGUCCUUCUGGACUCCAAUCCGUCAAGCAAAAAAAUAUUUUUGAUUUAUUUAUUUCACAAUCUGAAUUUCUCCACGAUUGUAAGACUAUAGAAUACUCCUCCGAAUCAGAAGAUGAAGAAGAGAAGGAAAAAAUUACUGAGUCCGAAUAAGAAUUCUGCAUGGAUUUCUGUGAUAAUUUAAAUUUAUUUUGAUCAAUUUAAAAGACUGAUUUAAUAAAUAAGUUCCUUGUAUAUAAUGUAAUGAAAAAUUGUCACGAAAAAUUGAGAAAAUAUAUUUUUUAGAGUUUAAUUGUGUUUUCUGUUAUUUAUACUCAGAUACUAUAUUGAAACAACUAUAAGAUUAUUUCAGAUGUUUAUUAAUCGUAUUAAGAGCUCCUCGAAUGCAACUGUAACUGGAUGUAAUGGAUAUGAAAAUUCUUAUAUGACAAAAUUAAAAUAUGCAUUCCGUUAAAUUGGCUGAGUUUUUGAUGUUACAGCUCUUGAGGUUUUUAAAUUCAAAAAUGGUAAAAUGGUUACAAAUCGAUGUACAAUCAAAAAAUGUUUAUGAAUCAUAUUCUACACAUUAUUUUACAUUACACUCGGAACAAUAUACGGAGUGUUCCUUUC